Mytilus californianus (California mussel) is the source of this 2673-nucleotide messenger RNA. RefSeq names its product SH3 domain-binding protein 2-like. Gene Ontology annotation, molecular function: SH3 domain binding. The transcript is spliced from 13 exons. Gene Ontology annotation, biological process: signal transduction. The record is from RefSeq and is a predicted model, not a curated record. Lineage: Eukaryota; Metazoa; Mollusca; Bivalvia; Mytilida; Mytilidae. The coding region runs from base 168 to 1328 and encodes 386 amino acids.
ACAUUUCACGUAUUUUGAUAUAUUUAAAUAGUUCUGUUGAAUAGAUCUAUAUAAAUAGUUCAAAUCAGGAAGUGGAUUUGAUAAAAUGUACACUACCGAAAAUUAAUCCAGCGCCGACCUUAACCGAAUCCAGUCAGACAUAAAUAAGCUUAAAUAAAUGAUGGAAAAUGGAAGAGGAGGAAGAAGAUAGAGUGACUGAACCUCGUUUUACUAUAGGUGCACAAGAUAUAUCUACCCUUAACACUACAAGUCAUCACGGAUUUCUACGUUAUGAAGGAAGUUUAGAAAAAUUUGUCCGAAGGACUGUUAUUUUAAAACCUUUUUUUAGAGAAGCAGUUAAAUGGAGACAACGUUUUGUUGUGUUAUGUGAAGGAUGUAUGUAUAUAUACAAAGAUGAGUAUGCCACAUCACCUCUUAAAGCCUUCUCUUUAGCCGACUUUAACAGGCUGCAAAGGCUUCAAGACAACGACAGAAGAACAAGAAUGAAAUUUCAACUCGUACCUUUGAAUGAAAGUUCGCCUCAGAAGCUUUUAACCUUUUGCUCUUCGACUGACGAAGAAAGAAAGGUUUGGUUUCAAAAAAUUAGAAAGGAAAUGGACGAUGCAGUACACGGCACUUCUCAUUUACAAAGUGAUUUUGACCAAGACGAAUAUGUUUCUUUGGAGAAACCAGUACAGACAGAGUCAGCAAAUAUGUAUCGGGAACCAGACAAAAAGCUUGUUAAAAAGGCGAAAAAUAAUGAAAAAAAGAAAAAGGAAAAUGGAAAGAAACCAAAUGAAAAAGACAAAAACGAAAAGACAGCUUCAAGCAGGCCGCUCCCUCCAUCGCCUCCGGAAGACGAUGAAGAAGACGACUUAAGUGACUAUGAUACGAUCACAGAUGAUGCCUGUAUCGGUCGAGCUUUGCCAGUUGUUCCACCCAAUGUACCAAAAGAAAGAACACCUCGUCUUGUUGAACCAAUCAAACCAAAAGUGCCACAGAAACCACCGUCCAAUAUUAAGAAAUUAAGAUAUUCCAGAUCUGAGUUUGAAUUUAAUAGCAGUGACAGAACUCUGGUUGAAGGAAAACUGGGUCAUCUGUCAGUUGGAACUUUUCUUGUUCGGAAAUCACGACAAGAUAAUCAAGAGGUGUUAUCUGUAAAAACAGAGGACGGAAUAAAAGAAUACAAAAUAUACAAUAAGCAACGUGGAUUUAGCAUUGACAACAAAGAACAAUGGUUCAGUACGACGGAGGAAUUGCUAGACUAUUAUUCACAAAAAGAUAUUCCUAACAGGGUUAUGACUUUGUCAAGAGCAUAUAGUACAUCAGAGGACAACGCUCAUUUAUAAUGUUUACAGAUUAAGUAUCUAUUUUUAUAUGUAUUUAUAUUUAUCAAAUGAUAAUGGAUUUUGUGUUAUUAACCAUAGCAGAUUAUCAUAAUUUCAGACAUGAUUUUUCUCAACAAAAAGCUCUGGAAUCGUGAAACAAGAAAUCGUAGAUGAACAGUUUGAUAUUAUGUGACAUAAUGCUCUAUGCAAAUAGAGAAACACAGCGACUGUGCUGAAUUAUUUUUUUAUUCUUUACUUAUAUUUAUCAAUUUUGGCUUUUUAGUUUUGCCAAUUUAAUUUUUUUAAACUUGAUGUGAGAAAAUAAGAGUUUACCCACAAAUAUCCCAAAAAAAUAUAUCUACUGCUUUAAAAUUACCGUAUAAAAUAUAAAAAAAUAAUAAAAACUUUCUAAUAGCUAAAUGGAGUAAUCGGAGAUGAAAGCUCUCUUUUAGAAUCAAUGUUGAUUUUUCGGAGGUAAUUUUGUUAAUAUGGUCGCAAUUCCAAAGAAGUAUUAUCACAAACGUUUAUUAUUGUUCCUUUACAAUUUUGUUUCAUUUUAGUAAAGAAAUGAUGAAUACUAGUAUAUGUUGACAUACAAUGCUAAAAAUAGGCAUAUCAGAUUUUUGUGGCGUAUUACAUAUGUGAUGAUGUGAUUGUGACGUACUAAAAGUGAAUAUAAAAACAUUCUUUUCGCUGAUAAAGGUCUGAAAAAGGAUAUAUCUUGUUUUAGCUAAUAUUUGCUGCACAUACGGAUCAGCUUGAUUGUUUUUAGAAUUUGCGUGUUUCACCCAUUCACAAAUAUCCAUUACAAAUUAAUGUUGGCCAAGGAGUCUACCCAAUGUUUUCCAGUUGGCAUACACUUAAACAUUGCAUAAAACAUGCACACCGGAAUAAUAUCAUUCUUGUGAAGCUUUGAACAGUCUAAACAAAUAGUACUUUUAUAAUUUGUCUUUAAAUUAUUUUUUUAUAUGAUUGAGGGUUUUUGAGGGAUAAGUAGGGCUUUAACAUACACUUCCGGUCCUUGACCAUGGAAUGGAUAUCCUUAAAUGGUUUAGAUGUAGAAGUUUAAAUGGUUUUGAUGUAGAAGUUUAAAUGUCUUUGAUGACAAAUAUACCUACACUUAUAAUCAAUACUAUCUAGGAAAUGUUUAUUUUUUAGACAAAAAAAUGGUUAAUAUUUGUUUUGCCAAUUUAGGUGAUCAAUUUAAGUAAAACGGUGGAAAGGGGCGUUUGAUGUACUUUUAGUUCUAAGGCAUCUAUUAAGAUAGCAAUAUUGAACGUGUUUACCUUUAUUUAUAAGUUAAUAGAUUGGUAUCUAUUUUGUCAUUUAGUUUUGUGAUAUCUAACAUUAAAAAUUCGUUUCAUAA